AAUACUCGAUAUUUUAGAGAGAGAUGCUCUCAAAGAGUAAUUGCAGAGAGAGAAGCGUAGAGAUUAAUUACCUUCAUCGGUGUUGGGACUACUACGUGUGGCUCGAAGCGGGUGUUGGGUCUAAUCCCAACAAGAACCAUACAACUAGCUUGAUCUCUCGUGAAAGUGAGUCCAAAGGUGAUUCAGGAAAUGGAACCAUAUCUCAUGGAACGAAGGCACUAAAUGAAAAGUCAGAGUGGAUGGUGCAUGAUGAACCUGGUGUGUACUUAACAUUGUCCUCCUUGCCAGGCGGCGGUAAUGAACUCAAGCGUGUUCGCUUUAGUCGAAAACAUUUCACAGAAGAACAAGCAGAAAAGUGGUGGGCUGAAAAUGGACCCAAGGUUUGCAAGCGGCAUAACAUCUUAGGUGGAGAUUAAUCUGCAACUAAGACCAUUUGGUAUUUCCAUCCACAGGCGUUCCCAUCCAAGUAACAUUUCCAUGGACUCGCCAAGCUAAAGUCAAUGGACGCCAUGCAGUAGCAUCACCUUUAAUGGAUUUACCAAAAAAAGAAAAAAAGCAUCACCUUUAAUAGACAAGCUUUCAAUAC
Rubroshorea leprosula is the source of this 586-nucleotide messenger RNA. The record is from the annotation of a GenBank genome assembly. Lineage: Eukaryota; Viridiplantae; Streptophyta; Magnoliopsida; Malvales; Dipterocarpaceae.